Messenger RNA from Meleagris gallopavo (turkey), 2449 nucleotides. RefSeq names its product solute carrier family 28 member 3 (gene SLC28A3). Gene Ontology annotation, molecular function: pyrimidine- and adenosine-specific:sodium symporter activity; purine-specific nucleoside:sodium symporter activity. Gene Ontology annotation, cellular component: plasma membrane. The record is from RefSeq and is a predicted model, not a curated record. NCBI's taxonomy places the organism in Eukaryota, Metazoa, Chordata, Aves, Galliformes, Phasianidae. Gene Ontology annotation, biological process: pyrimidine nucleoside transport; purine nucleoside transmembrane transport.
UGUUAAAAGCGCAACCGAAAGUGAGUUUCUUCGAGAUCUUUCUGGGAACUAUUCUCCCUGGAAAAUUAAGAAGAUAGGAAGGGAGCUCAAAGAAUGUAGCUAUUCAAAAGGCGUGAUGAGCGAACAGCUCAUCUGAUGAACAGAAUGCUGACCUUGAAAGAGCUCAUUGCAUAGGAGUACAAGACAAAUCCGUGCUUUUGCUAUUUAAUCAAACUUUCUAUAAAUAGGAAACUCCAAUCAGGAAGGUUCAGCAGAACGUGAAAUUUCUGUGAUGUUGGUCAUGUUUGCUACUAUUCAAAGUAAAUGGACCAAAUCUGUAACCUUUUCUGUGUAUGCUACCAGAAAGAGGAAUUUCACAUUCAACUUACGAAUGACAAUGAAGACAUUGACAUUGUAAAUCAGGAAGAUCUUCAAGACAAUUUACAGAGAAUCGAGAAUUCAGAACAUAAGAAAAAUGUACAUACUAACCAGGAGGAUGAAUUCAUCAACUUUGAGAGUGAUCUGCAUGAAAACAAACAUGACUCAGCAGAUGAGAAACUACGCUUAAAAGGGCUUUUAGAAAAGAAAUAUGAUAAAGCAUGCAUUUUUUGCAAGAAAUAUAGAACCAGAAUUAAGUAUGUGAUGUGCAGAAUUUUAAUAACAGCUUAUUUGACAGCAGUUAUUGCAGCCUGCAGCUUGAAUUUUCAGAGAGCCUUGCCGCUCUUCAUCAUUACUGUCCUAGCCAUCUUCUUCAUCUGCUGGGAUUUUUUAGUAGCGAAAUAUGAAGACAGAAUUGCUGCAUUUUUUUCCCCUGGAGAAAGAUAUUUGGAGAAACAGUGGUUUUGGCUGAAAUGGGUAGUGUGUGCAGCUCUUAUUGUAGCUAUCAUUUUCUGGCUCAUCUUUGACACAGCAAAACAAGGAUCCCGCCAGCUGAUCUCGUUUGGUGGGCUUGUGAUGUAUAUUCUCUUGAUGUUUGUAUUCUCUAAAUAUCCAACAAGAGUUGCUUGGAGACCAGUGUUUUCAGGAAUAGUAAUGCAGUUUAUUCUUGGGCUUCUUCUCCUGAGGACAAAACUGGGGUUUGAUACAUUUAACUGGCUAGGCAUUCAGAUCCAGACUUUUCUGGAGUACUCUGACACAGGUGCUAAGUUUGUGUUCGGUGAAAAAUAUACAGAUCAUUUCUUCGCUUUUAAGGUCCUGCCAAUUGUGGUUUUCUUCAGCACAGUAAUGUCUAUGCUUUAUCACAUUGGAUUUAUGCAGUGGCUCGUUGGAAAGGUUGGUUGGAUAAUGCAGAUUUUUAUGGGGACGACUCCUGUUGAGUCUCUUGUAGCUGCUGGUAACAUAUUUGUGGGACAGACAGAGUCUCCUCUCUUAGUACGGCCAUACUUGCCAUACAUCACCAAAUCUGAACUCCAUGCAGUCAUGACAGCAGGAUUCUCAACUAUUGCUGGAAGUGUCUUAGGAGCAUAUAUUUCUUUUGGGGUUUCUGCCUCCCACCUACUGACUGCUUCUGUCAUGUCUGCACCAGCAUCAUUAGCCACCUCCAAGCUGUUCUGGCCUGAAACUGAAAAGCCUAAAGUAACUUUGAAAAGUGGCCUAAAAAUGGCAAAAGGUGAAUCAAAUAACCUGUUGGAGGCAGCCAGUCAAGGUGCAUCCAGCUCUAUUCUGUUGGUGGCAAACAUUGCUGUGAAUCUCAUCUCCUUCCUUGCCCUGCUGGCUUUUGUUGACUCAGCCCUCUCUUGGGUGGGCAGUCUGUUUGACUAUCCACAGCUGAAUUUUGAGAACAUUUGUGCAUAUGUGUUUAUGCCAUUCUCCUUUAUGAUGGGAGUAGACUGGGAAGACAGCUUUAUUGUUGGUGGACUACUAGGUUAUAAGACUUUUUUCAAUGAAUUUGUGGCUUAUGAACGUCUCUCAAAACUGAUCCACAAUCGAGAAAAGGGUGGGAGCAUGUACAUAAAUGAUGUGAAACAAUAUAUGACUGUCCGUUCUGAAACCAUUGCAACCUAUGCUCUUUGUGGAUUUGCCAACUUUGGCUCUCUGGGAAUGGUAAUAGGAAGUCUAACAAGCAUGGCUCCCUCCAAAAAAAAGGAAAUUGCUAGUGGUGCUUUCAGGGCAAUGAUUGCUGGAACUAUUGCCUGUUUCAUGACGGCAUGCAUUGCAGGAAUGCUGGCCAUCCCUGAUGUGGAAGUUCCAUGCCACAUUUUGUUACAAACUGCCUUCAAUUCUACAAGUUCCCCUGCCAAUAUCACAGAGCUGGUCGAAUGCUGCCAGCAGACCUUCACCAGUGCAAACAGUUCUCAGGAGAGCUUCUCUGGAGGAAACUACACCCUGAGUUUCUGGAAAAAAUGUUGCCAAAUACUGAAUCAAACAACUUUUAAUUGCACAUGAAUUAAGCCUUAAUCUGGAGUGGAAUAUUCGUAACUAACAGCCAUUUUUAUUGGCAGAAAGGCAGUAAAAAGCUCCUUUUCCACAA